Messenger RNA from Carlito syrichta (Philippine tarsier), 1172 nucleotides. RefSeq names its product cytochrome P450 2C3-like (gene CYP2C76). The transcript has 7 exons. Gene Ontology annotation, biological process: xenobiotic metabolic process. Gene Ontology annotation, cellular component: cytoplasm; intracellular membrane-bounded organelle. The record is from RefSeq and is a predicted model, not a curated record. Gene Ontology annotation, molecular function: iron ion binding; heme binding; oxidoreductase activity, acting on paired donors, with incorporation or reduction of molecular oxygen, reduced flavin or flavoprotein as one donor, and incorporation of one atom of oxygen. The annotation marks the transcript as partial. Lineage: Eukaryota; Metazoa; Chordata; Mammalia; Primates; Tarsiidae.
AUGGAUCUCUUCAUUAUCCUGGUGAUUUGUCUUUCUUGUUUGAUUCUUUUUUCUCUGUGGAAAGGAAGCCAUGCCAGAAGGAAACUCCCACCUGGUCCCACUCCUUUUCCAAUCGUUGGAAAUAUUAUGCAGUUAAACACCAAGGACAUCAGCAAAUCCCUAAGCAUGCUAGCAAAUGAUUAUGGUCCUGUGUUCACUGUGUAUUUUGGCAUGAAGCCCACAGUGGUGUUGCAUGGAUAUGAAGCAAUCAAGGAAGCCCUGAUUGACCAGGGAGAAGAAUUUUCUGGCAGAGGGAGUUUACCAGUGGUUGAAAGAUUUACCCAAGGAUUAGGAGUUGCUUUCAGCAAUGGAGAAACCUGGAAGCAAACCCGGCGUUUCUCCCUCAUGGUUUUGCGGAAUAUGGGGAUGGGAAAGAAAACGAUUGAAGACCGAAUUCAAGAGGAAGCCUCGUGUCUGGUGGAAGCAUUAAAGAAAACCAACGCAUCUCCUUGUGAUCCUGCUUUCCUUCUGGGCUGUGUUCCCUGCAACGUGAUCAGCUCUAUCAUUUUCCAGGAUCGUUUUGACUAUGGUGAUCGGAAAUUUCAUGCCUUAAUCCGGUAUUUUCAUGAAAACUUUGACAUUGUAAGCACCCCCUGGAUGCAGCUCUGCAAUACUUUCCCCUUUUUACAUUAUUUCCCAGGAAGUCACAAUAAGUUAUUAAAAAAUGUUGCUGCCCAAAAGCAGUUUAUCUUGGAGAAAGUAAAAGAACAUCAAGAAUCUCUGGAUAUCAAUGACCCUCGGGAUUUUAUCGACUACUUUCUGAUUAAAAUGGAAAAGGAAAAACACAAUAAACAGUCAGCAUUUACCAUGGACAACUUGGUCAUUACCGCAUGGGAUAUCUUUAGUGCAGGAACAGAGACAACAAGCACCACCCUGAGAUAUGGACUCUUGCUCCUGCUAAAGCACCCUGAGAUCACAGCUAAAGUCCGGGAAGAGAUUGACCGUAUGAUUGGCAGAGACCGGAGCCUCUGCAUGCAAGACAGGAGUCGCAUGCCCUACACAGAUGCUGUGGUGCACGAGAUCCAGAGAUACAUUGACCUUGUCCCCACCAACCUGCCCCAUGCAGUGAUCCAGGACACUCAGUUUAGAGAAUAUCUUAUUCCAAAGGUGAGAGCCGUUUUGUCAAUAUUUAU